Molecule: messenger RNA, 20136 nt
Organism: Marmota monax (woodchuck)
Lineage: Eukaryota; Metazoa; Chordata; Mammalia; Rodentia; Sciuridae
Gene: Ino80d
Product: INO80 complex subunit D
Exons: 12
Coding region: 6466-9543 (1025 amino acids)
Cellular component (GO): nucleus
Source: RefSeq, a predicted model, not a curated record
GCAACUGGGUCAAAUGGUGGUUCCAUUCCAAGUUUUCCAAGGAUUUUCUUUCAUUCCCUUUCUUUUUAAUGUGUCUCAUUUUAUAGAUUAUAAUUUUCUAAGGACAAAAAGUAUGUCUUGCAUUAUGGCAUUCACAACUAUUGAGAAAAUGAAAAACUUUUCCUAAGUGUCUAAUAAAUAAAUACUUUUCGCCUUUAAAGGGAAAAUGACACGAAUUUAGCAAGUUCUUUAAUUAAAAAAAUUCAGAAUUAUGAGAAAGUUUGUAAGUUUUAUGAUUUUGAUUUUACUGUUAUGUUUUACAAUGUAAAUACAUCUGGUUAAUGAUGGUACAGUACUUACAUCUCUUUUUCCUCUCUAAACCAACCACAAAAUAAUAGAAAUAGAAUUAGAGAAAAGAAACUCAAAUCUGGAAUGACUACCAUAAGCUCAUAAUCAGAAUAUGUGAACAUUAGAUGUCCUUAGGUGCAGAGAAAAUUAAAUCAAGACAAGAUGCUAAGAAAGAAUGAUUUCCUCUUUAGAAUCAGGUUGGUGAGGGGAGCAGCUUUCUCCCAAGUAGGUGACACACCCUGAGGGCAAUAACUUCUUGCGUGGAAUGACAAAGUAGGGCAUGUAUUGGGCUCCCCAAGUGGCCCAGGAGGUGGGGCAGAAUUAUAAACUGCAGUCCUACCAUUUUUGCAAGUUCAAAAUGGAUGGAGCAUAAUGGCGCAUACCUAGAAUGCCAGGGAUUCAAGAGGCUGAGGCAGGAGAACUGCAAGUUCCAAGACAGCACAGGCAAUUUAGCAAGAUCUUCUCUCAAAAAAAGGGGUGGGGAUGUAGCUCAGAGGUAGUGUACCUGGGUUCAAUCCCUAGUAAUGCUCCUCCCUGUCCCCCCAAAAAAAUAGGGGCAGAAAUUGUUAGCAAGGAAACUCAACAUCUGCUCAUGUUUAUCAACUAAAAAGGAAUCAAGGCUAAAGAAUCAUCCCUUUCAAAUCUAUGCCAAGUGGAUACUUAUGGGCUUGGGAAAGUAGUCCAGCAAGGAGUUAGAACCUCCAGAGAACAGUGAUAAAAAUUUUCAAAAACGAGGGGCUGGGGACGCAACUCAGUGGUAAGAACCUGCUUGGCAUGCUUGACUUGCUUGGCCUUCAGUUCCACCCCCAGGACUGGGGGGGAAACUUUUUCAAAAACAGCAGAGUAGGUGAAAAUUGUGAUCAAGUAGUUCCAGUGGGAGGAGAUGGGGUGGAGUAGUGGUGAGGCAUGGCUCCUCUGAAAUUAGAAUUUAAAGAUGAGAUUUUAAAGUUCAAGAAAAACAAUAACAACUGAAAGAAAAGAGAUAAGAGUGAGCUGAUGAAACCAGUGUACAGAAUAAAGAGAAAAGCAUGGUUAUUUAUACAAAUGAAUGUUAACUUUCAAAGCAAUAGAUAAUGGAGGCAAGCUUGAGAAAUUUAAGAAAUCAAAAAAGAAAAAAUUAAAGACUUUAGAGACAAUGAUAGAUAAGGAAUAUAGUGCAUCUAGCAUACCAAUAAUUGAUACCAUCGAGGAUGUCAACACAAUAAAUGAAGGAGGCUGGGCAUACACUCCUAUAAUCGUGGCUGUUCAGAAGGUUGAGGCAGAAUUGUUGAGUUCAUCGCCAGGCUGGGUAAUUUAGUGAGACACUGUCUUAAAAUAAAAAGUGAAAAGGGAUGUGGAAGUAGCUCAGUGGUAUAAGUGUUUUGCUACUAAGCUACAUCCCUAGCCCUUUUUAUUUUGAGCCAGGAUCUCACUUAAGUGCCCAUGGUCUCACUAAAUUGCUGAGGUUGGCCUUGGACUUGUGAUCCACCUGCCUCAGCCUCCUGAGCUGCUAGGAUUACACAUGUGCACCACAGUACCUUGUUCAAUUAAAAUAUUUUUAAUAAUAAUUUUCAGCAAUAAUGCUGAUACAUACAGUUAUUUGUGUGAAAUCAAGAAAUGUCUUCUAAUGGAGAGACUAUAAAUCUUCCAAGAAAACAGCUAUAUGGUGGAAUAUGUAAUGAAUUAAAAUUUACAAACAGUACAAAGAAAUAUAAUUAAUUGAGAUGAAAUAUCUGUCAUAUAAGUAAACUGAAGCAAAAGUCAAACCUAAUAAAAGAGUAUUUAAUAGUUGAUAAAGCCAGGUGUGGUCCCAGCAAGGCUAGGAGGUCCCAGAUUCAAGGCUAGCCCGGGGAAUUUAGUGAGAUCCUGUCUCAAACUAAAAAAGUAGAAAGGGCUGUGGACUGGGAUAUAGUUUAGUGGUAGAGUGUACUGGGUUCAAUCUCCAGUACAACCCCCCUCCCCCCCAAAUAGCCAGGAAUAAGGCUGAGGGUGUAGCUCAGUGGUAGAGCAUAUGUCUAGCAUGCAUGAGAUCCUGGGUUUGAUCCCUAGCACUGCAAAAAAUAAACAACAACAACAACAAAACAGUAAAUAAUACUUUAGUAUUUUCGGCCUGUGGCUCUGUGAUGUCUGUCACAUCUGCUCAGCUUAUGAUAACCCCCGAAGCAGACAUGGACAGUAUUUAAGUGAAUGAGCAUGGCUGUAUUCAGUAAAAUUUUAUUUACAAAAACAGGCAGUGUUUCAAAUUUGUCCUCUAAACCAUAGGUUUUCUGAUUUACGAUCUUAAACAGUGUCUGAGAAAAGUUGAGAGCAAAGUAUGUGCAGAGAUUUAACUUGGCAAGCCACAUUGAACUCAACACAGAGAAUUGAUUGAGUUACUUUUGUUUUUCUUUUUGCAGAUCUAGGGAUUGAACCCAGGGCCUUUGUGCAUGCCAGACUCUUAUCACUGAAGUAUAUCCCCAGCCCUGCUAUUUCUUCCCCCCUCCCUCCCUCUUUUUCCCGUUCCCCCCAUUCCUUUCUUGUAUGUUAAACAUACUCUACUCCAAUCCUUCCCUUCCUCCCUUCCUUAUUUUUUUGUACUGGAGAUUGAACUCAGAGGCACUUUACCACUGAGCCACAUCCCCACCCCUUUUAAUUUUUUACUAAGUUGUUUUGGGCCUUGCUGAGGCUGGCUUUGGCACCUUCCUGCCUCUGCCUCCAGAGUCGCUGGGAUUACAGGUGUAUGCCAUCAUACCCAGCUCACCAUUAAAAUUUUUAAGACAAAAAGAUAAGGGAAAAAUAGAAGUUAGAUUAUAGUAGGGGAUUUUUGAUUCAACUCUUCCAGUCCUUGAUAGAACAAUAAUAGAGAAUAGGUUAUGACAUAGGAUAUGACACAUGAGGUUAAUAACAUCAUAAAUGGUAUAACAAACAACAUACCAUGAAAACAAUUAUUUUUUUUUUCACACACCCUUUAGGCCUCCAAAAAGAAAUUUAGUUAAUAUAAGAAGCAAAGAUAUAUGUAGAUUAUGAUCCUAUUUCUUUUCUAGAAUUAAAACAGAAAAGUACAAAAAUUUUCCAUUUGAAAAAAAAAACCUCUUUUUUUAAGAAGAAUAUUUUUAGUUGUAGAUGAACACAACACCUUUAUUUUAUUUAUUUAGUUUUUUUAUGUGGUGCUGGGGAUCAAACCCAGUGCCUCAUGCAUGCUAAGCAAGCAUUCUACCACUGAGCCACAACCCCAGCCCUGAAAAAGAUUAACUCUUGGGUCAAAGGAAAAAUAAAAAAUUAAACCAAAUGGUAGAAUGUGCUGAUAGUCAAAAUUCUGUGUAUUAAUAUCUAUGGGAUAUAUAGUUAAAGCUGUACUCAAAGGAAAAUUCAUAGAUGUAAAUAGAAUAUUAAGCUGGAAAAGAAUGAAAAUUCAAUCCAAGAAGUAGAAUAAAAUAAUUGGAAGAAAGUGGAAGGAUGGUAUUAGCAGAGAUAAAAGCAGAAAUUUAGGAAGUAGAUAAAUGAGAGUGCUAAUAACUCUUAAGAUGUUUUUUUAUUUUUGGUAGACAGUGUUGAUAAAAAUAUUAAGCAGAUAAACUAAAGCUCAUCAUGAACAAAGGGAGAAAAAAAUAUCACAUUGUAUGUGAAAGUACAAUAGGACAUGGAUAUUUAGAAAAUUAAAUGUAAAAAGUUUACUCUGCUCAACUGGAUACAGAUAAAUUGAAAACAGAAGAGCACUAUUAGGCUCAAGCAACCCAAGGAACAUAGAUAACUGAAAUGCUUUUUACAUUCUUAAAGAACAGAAAAAGAGGGAUGGAGGUGUAAGCUCAGUGGUAGAGCUCUGCCUAGCUUGCGGGAGGCCCUGGGUUAGAUCCCCAACACAACUUGUGUGUACACGCACAUAGAAAAAAGAACAUAGGAAAAUAAAAAAUUGUUUUGUAAAUUACUUUUUACAACAUUAUAUUGAUACCAAAUCUGCCAAAACACACAGAAGAAAACUAUACCAUUCUCAAAAUACAAAAAUCUUGCUGGGCAUAGAGGCACUUGCUUAUAAUCCCAGCAAUUUGGAAGACUGAGGCAAGAGGAUCAAAAGUUUGAGGCCAGUCUCAGCAAACUAGUGAGUCCCUAAGCACCUUAGUGAGAAUCUGUCUCAAAAUAAAAAGGACUGGGGAUGUGGCUCAGUGGUUAGCACCCCUGGGUUCAAUCCCUGAUUACCAAAAAAAAAAGAUAAACAAAAAGUAAAAAAAAAAAAAACAAAAAAAAAACCAAAUCCUAGAUAUUGGUGUCAUUCAACAGCACAUUAAAAGAAUAAAUAAUGUAUGAUAACCAAGUUGGCUUUUCUUAUAUUUUUCUUAUAUGGAGGUGUUAAACACCAUAAUUUUAAAAGUGUAAACAGGAAAUAAGAUUUCCCUAGGUGAUGAAAAAAUUGGUUAAAUUAACCAUCAACUUUUACUAAGUUGCUUUGGGCCUUGCUGAUUCUGGCUUCAGCAUCUUCCUGCCUCUGCCUCCAGAGUCGCUGGGAUUACAGGUGUGCGCCACCAUACCCAGCUCACCAUUAAAAUUUUUAAGACAAAAAGAUAAGGAAAAAUAGAAGUUAGAUUAUAGUAGGAGAUUUUUGAUUCAACUCUUCCAAAUAAAACACAAACUAAGAAACUUGACAGUAUUGGGGUCUUAACCCAGGGGUGCUUUACCAAUGAAUUACAUUUCUGGUCUCCCCCUUUUUUUUUAUACUAGGGAUUGAACUUGGGUCACUUAACCUCUGAGCUACAUCCCCCUGACUUGCUAUUUUUUUUAUUUUGAGAGUAUCUUUUUAAAUUGCUGAGGGUCUUGAUAAUUGACAGAGGCUGGUCUCCAACUUGUGAAGAUCCUGCCUCAGUCUCCCAAAUUGCUGGGGUUACAGGUAUUUUUCACCAUGCCCAGCUCAAAAACCUAUUCUUAGUAAGAUAGGAAUUGUUGGGCUUGGGGAUGUAACUCAGCUGGCAGAGUGCUUGCUGUGCAUGCACAAGGCCCUGGGUUCAAUCCCCAGCACCAAUAAAUAAACAAACAAUAGGAAUUGUGGGUUGCUUUUUUUUUUUUUAAUAUAUUUUUAGUUGUAAAUGGACACAAUAUCUUUAUUUUUAUGUGGUGCUGAAGAUCGAACCCAGAGCCUCACAUGUGCGAGACAAGUGCUGUACCGCUGAACCACAACUGCAGCCUCUGUGGUUUACUUUUUUUCUUUUCUUUGUUUGGUGCUUGAGAUUGACCCAGGGCCUAGCAUGUGCUAAGCAUACACUUUCCCAUGGAACUACAAAUAUGGAAUAUGUGUUGUGAUGUGAUGCAAAUUAACAUUAUUUCUAAUGAAGCAGUUAUUUAAAUUUAGGAGUUAACAGUGUUGCUGCCACUGUCGUCAUUAUUAUCAUCAUCAUGAUUAUUAUUUGUUGUACUGGGCAUUAAACCCAGUGAUGCUCUAUCAUUGAGCUACAUCCCUGACUCUUUUAUUUUUUUAGUUUGUGACAGAGUCUCACUAAUUUCCUGAGGCUGGCCUCAAACUUGUAAUUUUUUCUGCCUCAGCCUCCAGAGUACCUGGGAUCACAGGUGUGUGACAUUAUGCACAGCUUUGCUAUUAUUGCUUAACAUUUUUUCUGGUGGUUCUAGCCAAUUGAGUUAUGGGAGAAUAUAUGCUUAAAAAACUGGAAAGAAAAGUGAAAUCCUCAAUUUUUUUAAAAUUCUUUUUUUUAUUUUUUAAUUUUUUUUAUUGUUGGUUGUUCAAAACAUUACAUAGUUCUUGAUAUAUCAUCUUUCACACUUUGCUUCAAGUGGGUUAUGAACUCCCAUUUUUAGCCCAUAUACAGAUUGCAGAAUCACAUCAAUUACACAUCCAUUGAUUUAAAUUCUUUUUUUUUAAAUAUCUUUAUUUUUAUUUUUAUGUGGUGCUGAGAAUCGAACCCACUGCCUCAUGCAUGCCAGGCGAACGCUCUACCACUGAGCCACAUCCCCAGCCCGAAAUCCUCAAUUUUGAUUGCAUAACUAGGAAAUUUCAUAGUAAAAUAUGAGAAAACUGAGAUUCAGAGAGGUUAAAUGAUUUGUUCAAGAUAACACAACAGUCUGCUUCAUCUCGAUUCAGCAGCGUUCCAAACUGUGGUAUCCUUGGGGUUUUCUUAACAUUGCUAUGGUGCAGAAGAUUUAAAAUCAGCUGAUGUUCACAAGGAAUAGAGUCACGUGAUGUAUGAAGGGAAACAUAUACACUUCUCUGAGGUUGACAAUAAGCCCUUGUGCUCGUAUAGCCCCAAACUGUGCAAGCAGCGGCGUCUCAACGGCUACGCUUUCUGUAUCAGACACGUUCUGGAGGACAAGACUGCCCCCUUCAAGCAAUGUGAAUAUGUGGCCAAGUACAACAGCCAGCGCUGCACCAACCCCAUCCCCAAAUCAGAGGAUCGUAGGUACUGCAACAGCCACUUGCAGGUACUUGGCUUUAUCCCGAAAAAAGAGAGGAAGAAAAAGAAUGAUCCUAUAGAUGAGGUGAAAGUCAGGCACCAGAUGGAUACCAUGGCCUUUAGCUUGACAGUACCCACGCUGGCCUUGAAGAUGCCCAACGGACUGGAUGGAAUGUCCCUCUCUCCACCUGGGGCAAGGGUCCCUCUCCACUACCUGGAAACUGAGUUGGAAGACCCAUUUGCUUUCAACGAGGAAGAUGAUGAUCUGAAGAAAGGGGCAACUGUGAGAAAGAAGUUGCAGAGCAAAUUGGCCCAGAAUCGGCAGCGCCAGAGAGAGACAGAGAUUUUAAAAGUUCGACAAGAGCACUUUAGUCCCCCUCCUACACCUUCCCAGCAGCCUCCGCAGCAGCACUCCCACCUGUCACCUUUAUCCACUUUAAAACCUCCAGCGCCGCCGCAGGGUUCUGUCUGCAAGUCACCUCAACCUCAGAACACCAGCCUACCAAUGCAGGGAGUGGCCCCCACCACACACACUAUAGCACAAGCAAGGCAGUUGUCUCACAAGAGGCCUCUGCCCCUCCUGCCAUCCAGUAGGGCUCCCAUCGUGGACCCCCCCAGGACUGACCGGGUCCUUAUGAAAGCCACAGCCUUCUCUCCACACUUCUCUUGUAUAAGUCAGCUGCAGAGACUGGUGAAACUGUGCACACAAAAACAUCAGUUGGAUACUGAUCUGUUUCCCCACUUAGGGUUGGACUGGUCUGAAGAAAGCGGAGAGGAACUGGAGGACUCAGAACAGGCUUCACCAUACCAGGUUGCAUGGUCUAUCCGAGAAACCCUCAGAUAUGAAAGACACACGCCAGAUGACGAUGAUGCGGAGAGUAGGAGCUCCAGGGUGACCCAACUUUGCACUUACUUUCAGCAGAAAUACAAGCACCUCUGCCGCCUGGAAAGGGCAGAAUCUCGUCAAAAGAAAUGCCGUCAUACAUUUAGGAAAGCAUUGCUGCAGGCAGCCAGUAAAGAACCGGAAUGUACUGGUCAGUUAAUACAAGAACUUCGGAGAGCAGCAUGCACUCGAACCAGUAUAAGCCGGACCAAGUUGAGGGAGGUGGAACCAGCAGCAUGCAGUGGAACCAUGAAGGGGGAGCAGUGCACUAACAAAGCCCUUCCAUUCACCAGACAUUGUUUCCAACAUAUCCUCUUGAACCGCUCUCAGCAGCUCUUCUCCAGUUGCACCGCCAAGUUUGCAGAUGGACAGCAAUGCUCUGUGCCAGUUUUUGACAUUACACACCAGACACCUCUGUGUGAAGAACAUGCCAAAAAAAUGGAUAAUUUCUUGAGAGGAGAUAACUCCCGUAAAGUUCAGCACCAGCAGCAGAGGAAACCCAGGAAAAAAACCAAGCCUCCUGCACUCACCAAAAAACAUAAGAAAAAGAGAAGGCGUGGACCUCGUCGACCCCAAAAGCCCAUCCCCCCAGCAGUCCCCCAAGGGAACCUCAGCAUGCCCACCAGCGUCUCACUGCCAGUGGAGGCCUCUCAGAUCCGGAGCCCAUCCACGCCCGAGCUGAGUGCUGACGAGUUGCCGGAUGACAUUGCCAACGAGAUCACCGACAUUCCACAUGAUUUGGAAUUGAACCAGGAGGACUUUUCAGACGUCCUGCCACGGUUACCUGAUGACUUGCAAGAUUUUGAUUUUUUUGAAGGAAAGAAUGGAGACCUCCUCCCGACCACCGAAGAGGCUGAGGAGCUUGAACGGGCCCUGCAGGCUGUAACUUCUCUCGAGUGCCUGAGUACCAUUGGGGUACUUACCCAGUCAGACGGUGUACCAGUCCAGGAGUUGUCAGAUAGAGGAAUAGGGGUGUUCUCCACAGGUACUGGAGCUUCAGGAAUCCAGUCCUUGAGCCGAGAAGUAAACACGGACCUAGGGGAGCUAUUGAAUGGGCGAAUAGUACAUGAUAAUUUUUCUAGUCUAGAGCUGGACGAGAACCUGCUCCGUUCUGCUACCUUGUCUAACCCACCUACACCCCUGGCAGGGCAGAUCCAGGGGCAGUUCUCUGCCCCAGCCAACGUUGGCCUUACUUCUGCCACUCUGAUCAGCCAGAGUGCACUUGGGGAGAGAGCCUUCCCAGGACAGUUUCAUGGACUUCAUGAUGGCAGCCAUGCCUCCCAGAGGCCACAUCCUGCCCAGCUGCUGAGCAAGGCAGACGACCUAAUCACCUCACGACAGCAAUACAGCAGUGAUCAUUCACACUCCUCGCCCCAUGGAAGCCAUUAUGAUAGUGAGCACGUGCCGUCUCCCUACAGUGACCAUAUCACCUCUCCCCACACGACAUCUUACUCUGGUGAUAAUAUGGCAGCUACCUUUUCAGCAGAGAUGCCCAUCAUGGCGCAGCACUUGCUCCCAACCCAACUUGAGGUGCCACUUGGAGGAGUGGUAAACCCUAGAACUCACUGGGGUAAUCUCCCUGUCAACCUUGGAGAUCCCUCUCCAUUUAGCAACCUUCUCGGCGCAGAUGGACAUCUUCUUUCCACUUCCCUAUCCACGCCACCCACCACUUCGAACUCAGAGACCACACAGCCUGCCUUCGCCACCGUGACCCCCAGCAGCUCCAGUGUGCUUCCGGGGUUACCGCAGACCAGCUUCAGUGGCAUGGGGCCUUCUGCUGAACUAAUGGCCUCCACCUCUCCCAAGCAGCAACUCCCUCAGUUCAGCGCAGCCUUCGGCCACCAGCUGAGUUCUCACAGUGGCAUUCCUAAGGACCUGCAGCCCAGCCACAGCUCUAUAGCCCCUCCUACAGGCUUCACAGUAACAGGUGCCACAGCUACAAGUACCAAUAAUGCAUCUUCUCCCUUUCCCUCCCCUAACUGAGCGUGUCUGUGUGUUUGCAGGCAAGGUGGGGAACCCGGUGUUUUCUAUCUUUGUUUCCUCUUUAGCACCCCUACCCCCUUUUCCAAAAGAAGACUUAAAAAUAGCAGAUGGGAAUUAGAGGGGCACCCCCUUCCCAGCUCAAUAGGUGGCCAGGCAGUGGACCUUGCUGCAGUGUUCACAUGUGCUCCUAAGCACUGGUGCUCAUUCCCUCCUGGCAGGUCCACUCGGCCCCUGUGGUUUCCUUGGUGGUUCAGCACAUUGACUGGAUAGGAUUGGUUUUUAGCAGCAAGUCCUAGAAGUGGAAGAUACCUCAGAUUACCAGUGCCCUUUACUAUUUCCUAGUAUUCAGAUCAGUGCUUUCCAUUCUAUAGCCAGGUUUUUACAUAGGUGGUUCUAGAUAGAAUGAUCCUAUUAAAUGAGUUCCUGUGUAGGAGAUAACUGGUGGUGUAUAGAGGCAGGUUAAGGCUCUGACUCAGCAUCAGCUGCCAAACACCACCCAGAGGCCAGGAUGCCAUUCCUAAUUGUGAUCAUGGUUAACUAAAAAGAAAAAAAAAAAUGUUUUUUGACCACCUGUGAGUGUGUGUGCACCCAUGUGUGUGUUUUGUGCAGUGCAGGAAGUAGCGUCCCAUUGGGUUGUUAAUUUUUUUUUUUUUUAACCCCUGUAAUGAGUAUAAGGCUUUUUUCUUCUUUGUACAUCUCACAUCCUAGUAAGGUUGGUCAUUCUGUCCCACUGAGUUAACUGAAGUUUCUUGAAUAGGGAGGGGGGUGAUCUGCCCAUGUGAAUAGCACAACCCUUUUCUGCUAAAUGUUAGCCCAUAAAGAAGUGAGACACCAAAAGCUGAAUUCACAUUAGUGAUGGGGGCAGGGCGGGGGCGGGUGUCAAGCAAGACUUGCCUGGAGUGACUGUGGGGUUGCUGAGGCCAUUUUGCCUUUUCAGACCUGCACUUGUUUUAAACCCCUCACUCAUGGGACACUUUUGCAAGAUGUCAUUGAAGAAAAUAUCUUGAUGUGAAAAAGCAGGAUAGGUCAGAUAGAUUUGAAAGAUGAAAUCUGUGAACUUCUUGAUCCAUCUUUUGCUUUUGACUUUUUCAUGUUUACAGUAGUGAUUCUUUGGUAAGAUUUGUAAAAUGUUGAAGACACUUGUAGAAUCAGUGUACCAGUUGUGAAGUGAUGUGUAAUAACUGAAGGAUACACAUUUUAAAAUUUCUUUCAAAGCAGAAUAUGGAGAUCAGACAUACAUUUUACCUGCAUUUGGUACUUUUAAAAUAAUUUAAUCUAGGUUUAAGUAAAUUUGGUAAAAGUUUUGGGAAAUUCUUUUAAGUAUCAGGAUUUUAGGGUAAAAAAUCAUGUUGGAUAGUUUAGUAAGUUGGUGACUAUGAAAUAAAUAUGUGAGAUUUCUUCUUGCCUGCCUUUCCUGCCCUCUGCUUCAGAGAAGGGUGGAGCUAGAUUUUAAAGCAUCUGUACUCCAAUUUUGCUGAGAAAUUUCACUGUCCCUUAAGAUACAUUGGCUAUUUAUACCUGAGUCCAGCCUAAUUUACAUAUAUAUUUUUUAAAAGAUGAGCAGAGAGAACAUAUCUAUUAGUGAAGUGGUAUAAUAAUUCAUUUAUCAGGGAAUAUUUGAUCUUAAUUCCUUUCUAGUAGGUAAAAGUUUGGACAUAUUUUCCUAUUUCCUAUAUGUAUUCUCUUUAUGCCAUUAUAGUUCUAACCAGGCCCUUCUUUUGGAAGCUUUUCUUUCUCUGCUUUUUAAAGGAAUGAUGGUGAUCAGCAAGCAUUAUGCAGAUACCACGUGCCUGGGAUUAUGGAGGGGAAAUGUCACAUGACUGUAUGGAAUCAUAUGCCCUAUUUUGUAUUUAUUGAAGUUUCUUUGGGGGCCAAAAAUAUGUAUGUAAUAUAUUUACUUUUUUUUAAAAAUCAUGUUAAUUGAUUGGAAGAUUUAUUUUUAAUAGCUUUGCCUUUUUUGAAGAUUGAAACAUUUCUAAAUUAUAAGUUAUGUCUCAAAGCAAAAUUAUAUUUGGUAUCACCAUAAAUUUCUAUUCUGAGUGGUGAGAACACAUAAUUUGCAUAUUUCUCACCUGUGAACCUGUGUCAGUAAGCUUUUUUACUUUAGUGCACUGUAAUGAAAUAUUAGUAGUUACCUCUGCUCAAGUAUCAUUUAGUUUGCUGUGCUAUUUUCACAUCCCAUUGUCAUCAUCACUAGGUAACACUGAAUUCCCAGCAAUUUCAUUUUGUCUCCAUUGUGUACUAUCUAUAGGUUAUAGCACAGUAGCAUAUGGACUUUUUAUUAGCCCUUCUUGACAGCAAAGGGCAGGUCAUGGGUAGGUAAUUUGAACUAUUUCUGGCUAUUUGUCCCUCGUAUUAGCUGCUUAAAAAUCUUCAGUUAUCAAAACUGAGUUUGCAGUAAGUUGCACAUUUUAUUGUUUGCAAUUUUCUGUUUUAUGUGCAUUUAAAAGCCCUUCUCUGCUUUCUAGUUGGGAGGCAUGAAAAUGAUCAGGAAUGUUGCCAGUUACAGCUUCACACCAAAAACAUUGAGGAAAUUCACUUUAGAUGCCCACCAUGAUAGCUGAGGAAAGGGCACUUUUAGAAAGUACCAGUGUAGGGUUGAAUAAUUAGCAAAAACAAACUUUUCCUCUUUUCAUCUACUUCAAAACAAAUAUCCAAGCUUGCAAUUUGCUUUGCUGUUUCUUGUGAAGAGAGAAGAACAUCUAUAAGCCCAGAGAUAUCCAUUAUGUUUUGUUCUAGUUUUCAGAGCAGUUCUAGUCCUAUUAUUAGUAGGCUUGCUAUUAAUAUGCAAAAAAAGAAAUGAAGUGUCUUUUAAAAUUGGUGUCUUUUAAAAUAACAUUUGUGUUAUCAUAAGGCAAUACUGGAAUCAAAAACAAGUUUUAUAUAAGGUCCUAUUUAGGUAGAAACUAGCUUUUAUUCUAGUAUUCAACGUAUGAGACACGGUGGCAGAAGAUUCACUCUGUUUCUGCAGUUCUUUGGGACCAUUUAUAAAGGCCAGUUAGCUUGUGUUACUGUGAUUUAAUUUUCAAAGUUGCUGCAGUUAAUGGAUGUGUUCUGUGCUCUGAGGAUCUGAUACUUAUGACUGUGAUCUAUAGCAUCUGAAGAAAAGACGGGCUUUCUCUCCUUUAACUGUUAAUAUUAUUUUAAUAAAAGUACUUAAGACGUUGUUUUUUCCUGUGUAAAAAUGGCUUAGCAAUGUUCAUAUCUCCAUAGGUUAUGUAGCUAGUCAACAAUUCAGGACAGUGAAUAGCAAUUAUACUUCACCCACCAAGUGACAGACUAUGCAAUGGAAAAUUUUACUAAUUAUUGUCACAUAGCUUACACAGCAAAGGAUUAUUUUCUCUAGUAAACCUACCGUGUGUAAUAUGCCUACUUUAUAAAUGACUUCCCGAGCAAUUUCAUGUUGGCAGGCAGUGUGUGCUGUGUCUAGUGUCCCUCUAUGAGAAGAUUAUAAUGUAAUGAGAAGCAAAUAGGUAGGUAUGGAGAUAAAGUUGGAAAGUGACUUUAUUUUAUUUUCAUUAAAAUUGGUGUUAUUGUUUUAGUGGCUUGAGAUUAAAGAAAGCUAAUACUUUAUCUUUGCCAAAUACUAUUUAUAAGAUUUAUUUCUUAAAGAAGCCCAGUCUCUCAGCUGAAGUUAGAGAUCACCAUUUUCUUGACUAACACUAAAACUUUUCCUUAUCAGGGCUUGUCCUCAAAACAUGAUUACAAUCCACAGUGGCAAAGGCAGUUCUUGUAUCAGGAAGGAAACUGUGUCCAAGCUACACACAGGUGCCCCUGUCCAUCCCAGGUUCAUCCUAUAUGGAAGAAGUUACAUUUCCAUUGACCUAUAGCAUGGAAUUUUUAUAAAUUGGCAUUAGAAUUUGAGCACACAUGCCUAAAUCCCUUUCUGUUGGUUUGCUGAUCCUGCCUGGGAUCCCUUCUGUGCCCUACACCAUGGGAGGCUAGUGAUGGUUGAUCAGCUUCAUCAGCAAUAUCUGUAUGAGGUUAUUCCUUCUUUUAAAAUAUUUAGUUCAAAAUGUUGUGGAUUGGUAUCUCAAAACGAUGAGGAUAUUAACACUAAACUAAUUAUUUAAGCGUUUUAAAAUUCAUUAAAAAUUUUUACGUGCCUAGUUUUCAGUUUCUUCAUCCUUUCUUUUAAAAUUCUAUUAAAUUCUGUUCUUAAUCUGUCAUAUAGAGAAUGAUUGAAUAGAGUGGUCUGCUAAAUGGUCAACAGAACUCUCCAGCUUAAUGAGGCAAUUUAGAGGAUUUCUUAGAAAAAAAUUUAAUCAUACUUCAUUUGUAUCUGUUUUAUCACCAAAACCUACAUUGUUCUAAAGAUUUUUUUUCUGACAGAAAGUAUAUUUCUAGGGGGAUAUAUACAUAUAUGCCCAUAUGUAUGUGUAUACAUAUAUAUACACAUGGUGUAUGCAGAUAUACACAUGUGUAUAUAUUAAUUCAAGAAUAAACAUCUAGGACUGGGGUUGUAGCUCAGUGGUAGAGUGUUUACCUUGCAAGUAUGAGGCACUGGGUUCUGUCCUCAGCACCACAUAAAAAUAAAUAAAUUAUAAAGAAUAACAAAUAGGAAAAUAUCGUGUCCGUCUACAAUUAAAUUUUUUUUUAAUUUUCCCCCUCAAUAAAUUGAAAAUGACUGAAUCUUCACUAAUGUUCUAUACAAAAGUGAAACAAUUUGAUGAUUUCUUAAUAUCUUGGUCUUUAUAAGCUUUCCUAUAUCAUAGAGUGAGCCAAAAUCAUAUUUCGUAAAUUAAAGUAAAAUUUUAAAUACCUGUGAAGAACAUGUAUUGAUAAUCUGCUAAGCAUUUUCCAUUGACCAGUGGUUAGAAUGGAAAAUAUAAGCAUAUAUGAAUAGUUGUGUCUCUUUGAUAACCAGCAUUAAUUAAAGCUGCAAUGUGGUUUAAACUUAGGAAGCCUUUUUUUCACUCCAAUUGUUUUUUGUUAACUUUUCUCUCUGUGCUUUGAUACAGGAUUAAGAAAAGAUGUGUCAUUUCAGACAGAGAGCAAAUUUGGUGUGACUUUCUUUACUCCAGGUUCCUGAAUAUCAGGAGUGUCUGGGUAGUUUGAAGAGCAGAGUUCUAAAGCUUAGUGUGACACAGUCCCAUUAGAGAAAAAUAUGAACACCUAGUAAGCAGUAUUGGGCAGCACAGCUUUCCUUCUUCCCUUCUGCCUGCUUGCCUCUGCCCAUCCCCGGUACUAAAGUAUGCACGUGCACACAUACUCUGUACUGAUCUUGGCCGAAGAGUAAUAGAAUCCUCUUCUUUCACUUUUUUUUUUGUUGUUGUUGUUUUUGUUUGUUUGUUUUUCUUAAGCUGGGGACCACUGAAGUAAGCUCUAUAUGCACCCAAAGUUCCCCAUGGAAAAGUUUUCAACACGCAGUGCAGAAGGCUCCAAUGCAGCUAAAUGUCACGCCUUUGCUUUUACUUGGGGAAUAGACUGAUUUGCCCAGAAAUGACUCCAACCUGCAUCGUUAAGGUACAGUUGGCUCCAACGGAUUAGUGUUGAAAUGAAGAAAAGCUUGACACUUGCUGACGUUGUUUCAUCUGUUUGGAAGGGUUGAAUCAGUUCCUCUCAACAGUGGCAGUUCUUUUCACUGUAUAGUAUUGAGUAUGUCUCAGGGAUUCCUUGUGGAAAUUAGGGCAGUUUUUAAAAAUAAGAAAACAAUUUUAAAAGAAACUAAAGGUGACUCAUCAUUGAAGAGAGCGCAAGAAAGAGAAAACAUUUUGGCUUAGUAGCCCACGGUGUCUCGCCUAGGACUUCUUUCCUUUCUACUUCAGGCUCUCAUCUCAGCUUCAGCAUACAGAAUCCUUUCCCAUCAUGCACAGCUUUAAAACUUUUAUUUAAAAAUUUCCUUCCCCCAUGAGCUUUCAGAAUACUUAUUGUAGAUUUUAAGAGAAAAGGUAUAUUAAUUUAUGCUAUUAACAUCACCUCAUAAAUUAUAAGUUUUAUACUAAAGCUGUAUUGAGUGUAAUGAAUUAUGUUGCCUAUGUGUUUAAUAGCUAAAAAAAAAUUAUAUAUGAGCUUUUUUUUUUCCUUUUGACAAACUAGUAAGCACCUUUUUACACUGGAUUUCUGCCGUGUCAAGGUGUAUAGCUAUCCUUUGCUACCUUGCAGAUAUAUAAAAUAAAAAGGAUAUCCUGGGGCCUCAAAAUGUAGAACACCUUUAGACCAUUUAUUAUUGUUCAUAGAACUGUUGAGAAUCAUGUUCUUUAGUAAAUGAUCUGUGGUUUACACUUAAGAUGGCUAGAAGCUUAGUUACAGGGUAAAUAGAAAUACAUAGAUCAAGUAAAACUCCAACUACUGUAGCUGGAAUUUGUAAACUAAGUUUUUAAGACCUCUUUUAUUUCCUAUGGAUUUAUUCUUUAAUUUACAGUUUAUUCUGUAAGUUGGGAAGUAAAAUAGAGAAAAUAAGUCUAGAUGUUCUCAGUGUCUUAUUCAGGAACUUUUUUAUCCCUCCUCACUAAGGAAUUCCCACUGUGACUUAAAAAUAGAAUUAAAUUACUUGUGUGCAUGUAUAUGUUUUUACACACAUGCAAAAAUAUUCAUUGGGGCACGUGUGUGAGAGAGAUGAAUGUGUGCUAAUGUACAAAUAGAGAAAGGUAACUGAAUGUAUUGUAGAAAUAUGAUUUAUUUAGUUGAGGAUGUUAAGAGUUAACUUUCUCAUUGUCUCUGUUGUAUAAAUAUACCAAAUUCUUCAUUAUGUUAUAUUAUGUUAAAAGGCAAGCUCUGAUAUCAUGUACGUUUUAUUUUAACUUUUGGAUUAACUUAUGUUUUUUUAAGUGACAUGAGAAACAGCAGAUUCUAAGACCAGCCUCUCAUUUUUUAACAUAAAAGCAAGAGAGACAGACAGACAGACAGACCCAGACAGGAUCUGUGUUUAUCUAUUGGGGUGAUGGGACCAGAGAUCUUUUGAACCUCUUUUAUGUUAAUAAUAGAUUUCUUAAUAUUCUGAGUAAUAAAAUAUUAUUGAUCAUUUUUUCACGGUGACGUUAAAAAUUAAGGCCUUUUAUAAAAAAUUUUUUUGAAGGGGAGUUGUUGGGAUCAUUUCACCAUGCAUAUUUCAAAGCUGGGGUGAUUUCAGUUAUUUCCAAAGCAUUUUUAAAAAAUUUAUUCAGUUGUACCAUUAAUUAGGAAGUUAGAGAGCCCCAUCUUUUUGCUGUAGGAAAAAUUAUGCUACCCUUGACUUUUACCUGAUUGGUGUGGAAUUAAAAAACAUUCCUUUGAGUUUUAGUUAUCAUUUUGCUACACACUCUUUACUGGAGUGUCUGAUGAUAUAAAAUAGUCAAAAUUAGAGUUAUUAAGUGUUCCAGUCAUAUUUACUUUUAAUAUUAAAAAAUCAUGUGCUUUGAGAUAUGUCAAAACAACUUCUGAUACCGCAUCCGCAUUUGUAGUCCUCUUUGAAGCUUCAUUGACUUCCUCUUGGAUACAGUUAAGACCUAGGAAAGCUUUAUAUGUUGUUCUUUUACAGUUGUAUUGUUAUUUUUGUAGCAUCUCCCAGUUCCAUUCGCUUUUGCUUUUGGAUUUUAAAAAUCUGCAUUUCUUGUACAUAUGCAUGCAAAUGAAAGAAGGGAGUUUGUAUUGGUGCCAUUUCUCCCUUCAGUUGCUGGUUAAUGGAAUUUGCUAGAAUAAAUUCCCCCUGAUUGAAGGGUAAAGACAGACCCUUUUGUGUAUAUCUGUACAGAGAUGUGUAUAUGGGAUGUGGUGGCACUUUGCUGAAUGUGAACUUGCCUUGUCAAUGGAAAGACUGAAAAGUAUUAUGUUUAUUUAUACAUUUGUAUAAAUCUAUAUAUACACGUAUGUAUAUGUGUGUGUAUAGAUAAAGCUAUAUACAUAUAUUUCCCUAAAAAAAAAAGUGUGUGUAUAAUAGGUAACAGCCUUUGUUAAGCAGGAUUAUACAUCUACAGAAAAUUCUGGAUUAUUCUGUAAGCCAGAGGAGGUAACCUUCUAGAGUACAUCAUCUGAGCAUACUAAAAUGCAAGUCCUUUGGAUUGUAGUCUCACUUAAGGCUGUCAGAAAUGAUGUCUAACUAUUUUUACUCACAGUUCCACUCUCUUCAUCGUCCCUACUGCUAGUUAAUCUCUCAUGAGUGAAAAGCAAAAUCACACAUCAUUUUUUUUCCUCUAUAAUUAUGUCCUUUCAAGCUAGAAGCAUUUGACUUAAACAUAUUUCAUUAGCUUCUCACUUGUUUCUUUUAAAGAUAUUUAUUUCUGAAUUUUCCCAGAAGAUAGAAGUAUUUUCUACAGUACUCUUGAGAAUUGGUAGUCAUCUUUGUCUCAAAAACAGGAAAAAAAAAAAAAAAGGCAACAUUCAAACAAAACUAAUUUAGAAAGUUUUACCUAGAUAAUUUCUGGUUAUUUAACUUACUUUGAAAAAAACACUUAAGUAUUUUGAUUGAUAGUACACUUACUGUCAGCAAAUAGUUUGAUUUACUUUGUGAUUGAAUUAUAAAUUUACCAUUUGCAUUUUAAAGGAAAGCGUACAAAAUCACAUGUAAGCCUCUUGAAUUCUGUAACUCACUUUACUCAUGUUGAAACUGCUUUAAUUAAUUCUGCCAUAUUUCCUUUUGACUUAUCUCACAGUGUGACAUUCUGUUUUAACUUUGCUGCAGCUCUCUAAAAAACUCGUAUCCCUAUAUAUUGUGCCUUUAAAUCUCUUAUGCACACACAGACAAAAGUGUAUAUAUACAUGUUGGAGCAUGUGUACAUACACUUUGUUAAUACUCACACAGUAUGUGGGAGUGGACGUAUAGAUAUUCAAAGGCAAUGAAAUGUUGCUCUCUAGAUAUAUAUGUAUAUAAAUAGUGUUGAUAUAACUGUAUAUACACAUGUAUAUGUAUGAGUUUUAAAUGGCAAUCUUUUACAUUUAGCAAAAUGCUGCCCCUACUGGAAUAUUGUCGCUGCAAUGGCAGUUGUAUGUAUGAUUUAAAAUACAUUAUCAAAAAUUAUUUAAAGAACAUUUAAAAGUCUCAUCUAAAGACAUCCACACAUUAUUUAUUUAUCUUCCUUUUCCUUGUAUUGUUAUGUUUGUUUAACUGAAAGGGAGACCGUUUUUAAAAAUGCCAUCUAUCCCAUGAAAGACAAGAUUCACUUGAAGAACUUUGUGCAUUUUUUCCUCUCUGAGAUGGAGAUGUACCACAGCACAGCCUGUUUGUUUCAGUUAUAAAACAAUCCUAAUAUUUCCAUUAGUGUGUGUCAUCCACUAUCUUCUAGAUCAACUUAAUUCACCAGUUUGCCUCUUCCUUUCAUUAAUAAAUGAUGAUCAUUGAGAUCAUUUUGCCUGGAGGGAAGUUAACUACUCUCUCGCUGCAGGGAAAUAUAUCACCUAGUUGUUAUUCUGCCUUGUUCAAAAUUCAACUUUGAAAGAAGACAGCUCUCUCUCGGGAAGCUGUCUUAAGCACAUUUUGCAUUUAUUUAGUUAAAGGUAUUCCCAAUCAUUUUCUUUAAAAAAAAAAACAAAAAACGAAGAACUCCAAGUUGCAUGUGUUUGUCAUUUAAUUUUUAUUCCCCACAGCUUCAGGUAGUUUUCAUUAGUAGAUCAGCUUGACACACUGAAUGCAAGAACAUAAAGGAAAAAAAAAUUAGCUGUUGAAUAUUAUUUUAUUUCCUGAUGAGUUGGUAGCAGAUUACAUCUCAAGAAUAUGUAGAGAGAGGAAGGUAGAUGAACAAUCCUAAACUGUAAGAUGUUAGAGGGGGUAAAAAUGGAGUAUGGGAACCCCGAAAGACUAAAUGAAGAGGUUGGGGUUGGAAUGAUUUUACAGAGUAUCUUAGCUGGAACUUGAUAUCAGAAGCAGCCUUUAACAAAAAGCCUCUUGGCACUAACUACAGUACUGAAGCCGAAGUUGAAACCAAGUUGCAGUGGGAAAUCAAAGGUGAGGUGGCUGAUUUGAAACCAGUGAAUGACAGGUUGGACAGUUUUAAAAUCUCUUCUAACAAAGUAACUGCACGGUAGCAAGGACUAGCAGUUCUCUAAGCCCUUCUUUUUCAGUGUUCUCAUUCACCUUGGCACACAAGUAUGUUUAAUAUGCCAUACAUUAAAAAUAUGUAGAAAACAAAACAAAAAAAGCUGCUUAAAGGGAAUUUACGAACCAAGAAUCUUCUCUGUGUUUGAGUUAAGGGUGUGGCUACAAGCUUGGUCAUAUGCACAAAAACUGGGAGCCACUCAUUUCUGCAGACAGCAGAAGGAAGACAGGAGGUGGUAGGUUUUGGUGGGGCCUGUGUGGGUUAGAAAGGCAUGUCUGUGGCAUAGAGGGUAGUGUUGCUGGCAGAGAACACAUUUGGGAGAUGAUGGGUUUGGGGUUUGUAAUUUCCCUUUAAACAAGAAGAGAUGGCUCACAUUUUCCAUAUAUCUCAAUGAAUGUACUGUAUUACUGUUUUAAAAAUUUGAUGAAAUAAUAAUGGAUUGGUCUCCUUUUGUUAUCUGGUCCUUGUUUAAUUUGUUUAAGGGUUUUUGUAUACAAAAGUUUACAUUUUUAUGUAUAUUUUUCUUGUGUAAAAACUGAUGUAAUAUGUGUAUAAAACACUGUAUGUAUUAUCUGUAUAUAGUGUGACAAAAUGAUUUUUCUUUCUUUCUUUUGGAUGUAUUAAUAAAUCUUGCUGUGAAGUA